Messenger RNA from Brienomyrus brachyistius, 2608 nucleotides. RefSeq names its product interferon-related developmental regulator 2 (gene ifrd2). The transcript is spliced from 13 exons. Lineage: Eukaryota; Metazoa; Chordata; Actinopteri; Osteoglossiformes; Mormyridae. Bases 436 to 1803 code for a protein of 455 amino acids. The record is from RefSeq and is a predicted model, not a curated record.
GAGGCCCGGAUCUCUGUCUGUGCUAACCGGGGAGAAGAUGGUGGAACCUGCAGUAGCAACGUGCACAAUUCUCCGUCCAAAACACUUCGAAAAAGAAAUACCUUCCCAGCCAGGUGUUAGGUAUCGCUUACCCGGUGACAACCACAGAUAAUACCCGCGUUGGGCGACAGCCGGAUCGGCGCCGCCGAGCACGCGCGUUUGGCGCUCGUCGGAGAAGCGUGGUUUGGCGGCCGUAUAGCUGGCCGUGGUGGGGUCGCGCUUCUCACCGCCACUUAUCUCCUCGUUUUGAACAGUAAAGGUAGGAUCUCCUGGAAGGGGUCGUGGAUUGACCGCGGUCGGAGAGCGUAUUUCUGCCGCCUUCGAGAGAAGUCUGGGCGUGUGAUCCGGCGCGGUCCAGCUUGGACGGAGCUGUGACCGCGGGAGGCGACCGGCAACAUGCCGAGGAGCAAGAAGGGGAAACGCGGCACGAACCGUGGCUCCCUCCGACAGGAGCUCCUUCAGCUACAGCUGUCGACUAAGGCCCCUCUGCCGUAUAAAGGGGGGCGGAACGGGGCCAAGGGUGAGUCUGGAGCCAGCGACGAUGAGCAGGCCAGUGAAGUCCUGAGUCACUAUAGCAGUGCCAGCGAGAGCGCCUCUGUGCUGGAGGAGGGUGCUGGAGGGGAGCCGGUGGAUGAACAGACUGCGCAGGAAGAGACCGAGGACAAGCUGAAGCAGUGCUUGGACAACCUGAUGGACAAGAGCGCAAAGACCCGUUUGAUGGCACUGGAGAGCCUGAAGCAGGGCUUUUCGUCCAGGAUCCUGUACGACUUCUUGCUGGAGAGGAGGCUCACACUGUCCGACUGCCUGGAGAGGAGUCUACGCAAAGGAGGCGGAGAGGAGCAGGCGGCAGCCGCCACCCUGUGCGCCUUGCUGUGUGUGCAGCUGAGCACAGGCGUCGAGGGUGAGGAGGUCUUCAGAAUGCUCAGGCCUGUGCUCAGCUCCACCCUGAGUGACAACUGUGCCAACGUGGCGGCCAGGCAGAGCUGUGCCACAGCCUUGGGCGUUUGCUGUUAUGUUGCAGCACCUGAUAACGCCGAGGACAUUUUGAAAUCCCUAAGUCACCUGGAGAGCGUGUUCACCACUUCGUACCCCAACUGCGAAGGCGCCCUGCCGACCCACAAACCGGGCAUGUCGGCGCUCUUCUGUGCCGCCCUGCAGGCCUGGGCAUUGCUUCUCACCCUCUGUCCGGCCUCUCAUCUCAGUUCCUCACUGGACAUACACUUGCCUAAACUGCAGGCCUGCCUGGAGUGCAAUGAUGUCCACUACAGAAUUGCCGUGGGGGGGACCAUCGCCCUUCUGUUUCAACUGGGUCGAGAAAUUGAUCAGGAUUUCCAAUAUGAUGACUGCGACAUGCUGUGCGAAUGCCUGAAAGGCCUGGCGACGGAUGGGAACAAGCACCGAGCCAAGAACGACCGGCGAAAACAGCGUUCUAUCUUCAGGGAGGUGCUGCAGUACAUCGAGAACGAAGAUUUCAACGAGGAGAAGAUUUGUUUUGGUGUGGAAGGCAUCUAUAUUGACAGCUGGGUCCGAAGAAGAACCUAUGACGCCUUUAAAGAGGUUCUGGAAUCUGGAGUGAGAUACCACUUACAGUAUAACCAGCUUUUGAGGGACAUCUUUGAAUUGGGGCCACCUCUGGUACUCGAUGCUUCUGUGAGAGCCAGUAGGAUCUCUCGUUUUGAGAAGCACCUAUACAACUCUGCUGCAUUUAAAGCAAGGACUAAACUGAGGAAUAAAGUGAGGGACAAGCGGGCAGAUGUGAUGUGAGAAAGAAGAACUAAGCACAUGCCAUGCUGGCCUUGAAGACAACAGCACUUAGAAGAACAGCAAAAGAACCCUCUUCUCUUCACUUAACACAACAUGCUGCUGCCAAAUACCAUUGACUCCACAAACAAUGCAAAUGUAUGUGUAGUUUUAAUUUUUUUUUAACAUCACAGAAAAAAUAUCAGCUAAUGGGAAUUUUAAAGAAGUGUAGAUCUUUAUAUGAGUCUCAUGUACAAACACAUUAUAUUAAUCUCAUGUACAAAUGCAUCAUACAAUAUUAACCGUUUUUGAGUAUUUUACAUUCUAAUUUAUUGAGUGGGAGACUUUUGUAAAAGUUUCAACACACUAAGGGGACAAUGAAAAUGAAAAUAUUUUGUAAUUUUUCUAUGUAUAUUUUGUAUGCUGGGUUUAUGGUGCGUUCUUUACAAAUAUGCACACAUGGACAGUACGCACACACACAUAUAUACAUAUAUAUAUUAAAUAUGCAUUAUGAAGUGCACCAAGAUUCAUAAUUUAAGAGAGAGUGGCUGUAUUUUCUAAAUGUAAGUUUCUUGGUCUAGGUGACUUACAGUGCUUUGUACUCAAAGGGUAAAAAUUUGACAAAUCAAGAAUUAAACUGUAAUAAAAAAAACAUUAACAUUUUCUGCCUUAGGGUUUAUCUGGGGUGGUGAAGGCUGUAAUGGUCCCCCUAAGUUGUCUCUAAACUUUUAAAAUUAUGUCGGUUGCCUCAUUUUAUGACACUUUGAUACAGAAGUUAUUUACAAAGACUGUGCAUAAAAGCAACUUAAAUAUAAAAUUUGAAAUACUU